AUGCGUGUGACUUUGUGGACCCUGGUGUUGGUGGCCCUUUUCAGGACUGCCGAGGCAUACCACGCCCUCAUCGAGAGCAUGAUCAGUUUCGGUGUGCCCAAGCUCUUGAUCCUGAUGUGGAACAGGGAAAUCCCCAUCACGCCCAAGUACGACUGCCUGGACUUGUUCUCUGGCGCCGGCUUGGUCAAGGAAUCCUUAUGCAAGCUGGGCUAUGCCGUCUCCUCCCACGAUAUCGAGAAACACCCAUCUAUGGACAUCAACAGCUCAGCCGGCUUUGCGUGGCUCAUUUUGGCGAGCUUCCUCAGUUUGAAGCGUGAUGGGCCAAGGUGGGUCGUUCAGGUUCGCGAUGCUCCAGCCGGUGUGCUCGACGUGGGUGUGGAUGAACCGCCACACCUCGCAGAGAAGCACCUCUUCGGCAAUUGA
Molecule: messenger RNA, 423 nt
Organism: Symbiodinium sp. CCMP2456
Lineage: Eukaryota; Dinophyceae; Suessiales; Symbiodiniaceae
Source: the annotation of a GenBank genome assembly